AUGGCACAGUAUCCGAUCCCACCUCUUCUUCUACUCACCACCGAUUCAGGUGCCCUCCUCGUCGCCGUAUCCGUCAUCGCAGCGUGGGCCUUGAACGCCUUCUCACUACUCGCCAAGUUCAUCGGCAUGGGCGCCGCCGAGGACGGUCGUGCUAGCGGCGAGAACAAGGUCCAGGCACUCGGCUUUGCGUUGAUCAUUACAGGCUUCUACCUGAUCACCGUGGCAGUAUGUGCAACGAUACCUAACUGUACCAAGCGCAACGUCGAUCUCGUCUACUACGCUCACGAUUUAGUCUUGGCUCCAACCAUGUCGAUCGUCGUCUGCUAA
Molecule: messenger RNA, 327 nt
Organism: Fulvia fulva
Lineage: Eukaryota; Fungi; Ascomycota; Dothideomycetes; Mycosphaerellales; Mycosphaerellaceae
Exons: 1
Coding region: 1-327 (108 amino acids)
Source: RefSeq, a predicted model, not a curated record